AUGGGCUUCGACGUGGGCGUGGUCCCCUUCAACCCGGACGGCUGGGGCCCUCCCGACUUGCCGGGCGCGGCGCCGCUGCUGGGCGGGGCCGUCGCGACGGCCUCGAUCCCCUUCGCGCCCUUCUCCCGCUCCGACAAGCUGGGCCGCAUCGCCGACUGGACGCGCAACCCGGGCCACCCGGGCGCGCACGGCCACCACGGCGCGGCCGCCGUCUCCCGCGACUCGGUCUUCGACUUCUCCUCGGCCGACGACUCGCUCGCCGCCGCCGCCGAGGACUCGUCCUUCAGCCUCGUCGACGCCAAGCCGCCGCCCAAGCACCCGCGCUUCGGGCCCAAGUGGCGCUUCAACCAGCGGCCCCAGCUCCCCCAGCGCCGCGACGAGGAGGUCGAGGCCAAGCGCCGCGAGGCCGAGAAGGAGCGCGCCCGCCGCGAGCGCCACUACCAGAACCACCGCUCCCACCACCACCAGGGAUUCCGCGGCAACCAGCAGAACACCGCCAAGCCCUCCGUCGACAUCCAGCCCGACUGGACCAUCCUCGAGCAGAUCCCCUUCGCCAACUUCACCAAGCUCUCCUUCGCCGUCGCCGACCAGCCCGAGGACCUGCUCGUCUGCGGCGCCGUCGACUCGUACGACCGCGCCUACGACCGCGUCAACCCCAAGACGGCCCGCCGCCUCGAGCGCUUCAAGAACCGCCAGUUCUUCAAGAUCACCACCACCGACGACCCCAUCAUCCGCCGCCUCGCCGAGGAGGACAAGGCCACCGUCUUCGCCACCGACGCCAUCCUCGCCGCCCUCAUGUGCACGCCCCGCAGCAUCCUCUCCUGGGACAUUGUCGUGCAGCGCGUCGGCAACAAGCUCUUCUUCGACAAGCGCGAGGGCUCCCAGCUCGACCUGCUCACCGUCAACGAGACUGCGCAGGAGCAGCUCCCUGAGAACAAGGAUGACAUCAAUUCCGCGCCCGCCCUUGCUGUCGAGGCCACCUACAUCAACCAGAACUUCUCGCAGCAGGUGCUGGUGCGUGAUGGCGAGAAGGUUACCUUUGAUGAGCCUAACCCGUUUGCCUCUGAGAAUGAGGAGGCGGCGCCUGUUUGCUACCGUUAUCGCCGCUGGAAGCUUGACGACGAUAUUAGCAUCAUUGCCCGCUGUGAAGUGCAUGCUGCUGGUGUUGAUCCGAGUGGUGCUCGCCAGUUCCUCACUCUUAAUGCACUCAAUGAGUUUGAUCCUAAGAUUACUGGGGUUGACUGGAAGCAGAAGCUCGAGUCCCAGCGUGGUGCUGUGCUUGCUACAGAGCUCAAGAACAAUGCCAACAAGCUCGCUCGCUGGACUGCCCAGGCUUUACUAUCUGGCGCAGACAUGAUGAAGUUGGGUUACGUGUCACGUGUGCACCCCCGCGACCACUUCAACCACUCCAUACUCACUGUGAUGGGCUACAAGCCAAGGGACUUUGCUACCCAGAUCAACCUCAACACUGCAAACAUGUGGGGCAUUGUCAAGUCGAUUGUGGACAUAUGCAUGAAGUUUGAAGAGGGAAAGUAUGUGCUUGUGAAAGAUCCUGCCAAGCCACAGAUGAGGAUUUAUCAGGUUCCUAAUGAUGCAUUUGAGAAUGAUUAUGUUGAAGAGCCACUUCCAGAGGAGGAGCAGAUUCGUCCGGCUACAGAUGAUGUCGAUGCUACUGCACAGGAGAUGGAUGCUGCUGCCGAGGCAGAGGCUAAUAAAGCAACUACUCAGGGUGGUGAUGGUGAGAAGAGUGCAGAUGCUGCUGCUGCUUGA
Triticum turgidum subsp. durum (durum wheat) is the source of this 1770-nucleotide messenger RNA. The record is from the annotation of a GenBank genome assembly. Lineage: Eukaryota; Viridiplantae; Streptophyta; Magnoliopsida; Poales; Poaceae.